GCACCGUAGUGAGUCGCCGCGUGCACCCUAAUUGCACGGCCGCGGCGACCCGAGUUGACCUCUGCGCGCGCGCUGGCAUGGCGUCCAUUGUGAUAAUUGCUCCCAGAUGCACGUCGGGCGCGGCACUAUGUAUCCUGGACGCACACCGAUGCUCCGCCCUCCUUCCCUACCACGACAGUCUCUCGACCAGUUCUCGACUCAUCGCGAGGAAAAAACCGCUCCCCUACCUAAACUAACUCGCCAAACGCAGUCUGCGCCUGCUGACCAGCAUCAGCAGCAGCCAGCACCUCCCCCCGUACAUUCCCCUGUCGCUUUCGCCUCCCCUUCUGCUCAAUUCACUUUGCCCAGCCCGGUACCGUACCGGUAUAUCGUACACGUACGCUCUCUCGCCACCGGCACACCCACCAAGCUGCCCUACAGCAGCACCCUUACUCGCCAAACCUGCUUGCUGCCCCUGCCCGUACACUCAUACAUCCGCCGCUGCCUCACGGUACAGUCGUGAGCACAGCACCGCACCGCACCGCAUCGCACCGCACCGCCCGUGCCCUUCGCAUCGCACCUUUGGCAGCCCGCCUCGCAACGCCCUUUGCUUGCUCAUCUAACGCAACAGCUAUAGGCGCAGCUCCUGCUGUUUAGGUGA
Molecule: messenger RNA, 640 nt
Organism: Ceraceosorus guamensis
Lineage: Eukaryota; Fungi; Basidiomycota; Exobasidiomycetes; Ceraceosorales; Ceraceosoraceae
Exons: 1
Coding region: 107-502 (131 amino acids)
Source: RefSeq, a predicted model, not a curated record